AUGGCACUCUGGAGUGGUGUGGGUCAGGUGGCAAACAUUGCGCAGCUUGCUGGGGUCGAUGCCUAUGGGCUCAUCUCCAUGAUCGUGGAGGCUGCAAAGACGGUUAAGAGGAACCGUGAGACCUGCCAGCUACUGGCACGCCGUGCAAGGAUGAUUGGGGACCUUCUGCAGCAGCUCGAAGGAACACAGCUGAUGCACCACAUGGAGACUAGGAACCCAGUGGAGCAGCUGGAGGAGACGCUUCGGCACGCGUAUGUUCUCAUCACAUCCUGUCACGACAGCAGCUACCUACACAGCUUCUGUAUGGGAGGGAAGCAGGCUGAUCAGCUUCGCGAGGUGCAGAAUGAGAUCACCUUCUACCUCCAACUUUUCCCCCUUGUCAGCUUUGUCGACAACACCCGUACUUGGGAGCGGCUUCUGAGCAGAGCUUGUCCUUUGUGCACAAGGGAAAGCACUGAUGCGUUAUGUGCAGCACGUCAUGUGGAACAUGAAGAUAGGCUCAGAUCAGAGGCCCUCAAGGCAACAAAAAUCGAAAAUCUAGGAAGACAUCCUCCCCUAAAAUCUGACAAAGAACAAAUGGAAGGCCAAGUCAUGAACAUGGGAGGAUUAGUAAAUCUCAUUGGUGGUGGAAAAGGCGCAGAGUUAUCAUGUUUUAGUUUCUCUCAGAUUUUGGCUGCUACAGACAACUUUUCAGAGAAAAAAUUGGUGGGAAAUGGUGGAUUUGGUUAUGUUUACAAGGGCAAUCUCAUUAAUGGUCGUAACGUUGCCAUUAAAAGAUUUGAUGCAUGUUCAUGUCAAGGUCCAGAUGAGUUCAGAACUGAGAUUAAUGCCAUUCCAAAUCUUCGACACAAGAACAUAAUUGAUCUACUUGGGUAUUGUGUUCAAGGAGAAGAAAACAUACUUGUCUAUGAAUAUAUGCCAAAUAAAUGCGUGGCAUCUAUCAUUGCUGAUGAAACAAAAAGGGAGUUGCUAAAUUGGUCCAAACGUCUUCAAAUAAUAAAAGCAAUAGCAGAUGGUCUUGCUUUUCUACAUGGGCAUUCUCAGAUGUGCAUUGUCCACAGGGACAUAAAAGCAAGCAACAUCCUGCUGGACCAUGAAAUGAAUGCUAAGAUUACAGAUUUUGGUCUGGCAUUAAUGUUGACUCCAAAUACGACUGCAGAGGUUGUUGUUAUGGGCACAUAUGGCUAUGCAGAUCCUGAAUAUGUUGCUACUGGAAACAUCUCGGAGAAGGCAGAUGUAUAUGGCUUUGGUAUAGUACUUUUUGAGAUAAUAAGUGGAAGGUUGAUCCGGUCUUAUAUGAAGGCAGAGGGCACUCGAAAGCUACCACCCCCUGCUUAUGCGCACAAGUACGACCGAAAGAAGCUGCACAAGCUUGUUGAUCCAUUGUUGUGCGUGAACAAGCAUGAAUGGGCUCAGAUUCUCGAAUGUGUGAGGGUGGCACAGUUAUGUGUUCACCAUUUUGCCAAACAUCGGCCUACCAUGUCAGAAGUUGUCACCAUGCUUGGCGUGGCGCAGAGGGCACAUGCUAAAUAA
This is a messenger RNA of Miscanthus lutarioriparius, 1533 nucleotides long. The record is from the annotation of a GenBank genome assembly. Lineage: Eukaryota; Viridiplantae; Streptophyta; Magnoliopsida; Poales; Poaceae.